This is a messenger RNA of Linum tenue, 234 nucleotides long. The record is from the annotation of a GenBank genome assembly. NCBI's taxonomy places the organism in Eukaryota, Viridiplantae, Streptophyta, Magnoliopsida, Malpighiales, Linaceae.
AUGGAAGACGAGAGGUGUUUGGCGAAGGAGUAUAAUACGGUUUUGACGAGGAAUCAUAGGGCGAUGCAGGAGGCGGAGAUGAAGCUGCUUAGGAUGAAGAAAUAUAAAAAGAGUAUGCAGAGAUACAAGAAAAAGUUAGUCUUGAUCAUGGUUGUCACGCCGGCCGGCGUGCCACCGGUUGUACCGGGUUCAACCGGUAUCGGUCAUAAAACCGGCGUGAUACUACCGGUAUGA